Messenger RNA from Naegleria lovaniensis, 2181 nucleotides. RefSeq lists its product as uncharacterized. The record is from RefSeq and is a predicted model, not a curated record. Gene Ontology annotation, biological process: vesicle-mediated transport. Gene Ontology annotation, cellular component: membrane. NCBI's taxonomy places the organism in Eukaryota, Heterolobosea, Eutetramitea, Acrasida, Naegleriidae. The coding region runs from base 1 to 2181 and encodes 726 amino acids. The transcript has a single exon.
AUGUUCAAGAGCAGGACGGAGCAUUUUCACGCUCUUCUCCAAUCGAACAACAGCUUCCGAUCUGCACCAACCAACAACACCAAAUCAACCAACGACCCUAACUCCACUUCCGAUCUCUUUCAACUCGAUCUCUUCAUUGAAAAGCUCUCACUCGAUGCUUCCACAUUACAAAACACUACCACACCCAUCGAAAUAUCCCCCUAUUUACUCAUCAAAGUGAAUGGAACGACCAAAGCAAAAACCCUUGCCAAACGAAACAAUUUAAAACCACAAUUUAAUCAAAAUUUUCUUCUUUCGUUAGAGAACCCCAAGAAGGACGUCAUCUCGAUUUGCGUUCAUGAUAAAGAGAGCGGAGGAGAUUUACUUGCACAAUGUGUUUUGGAUGAUUUAGAUGGCUACAUGUAUGGAAAAGUUACUUCAUUGGUCGUGGAUUUGGAAUCGGGUGCAGGCAGUAGUUCAAGAGCUUCCAUUGCAUCAUCGAGCUUGUUUCAUGAGGGAUGUUGUGGCUCAUUGUUUGUUGAUGUGAAGCCUUUGAAUUUUGGAAAAUCAUCGCCCGAACAGCAACAACAACAGAAUGCAAACCUUUCCAACAAUGGAAAGAAGAAACAGACUUUUGAUUCCAAGUUACAGGAUGAAAAGAAGAAAACAAGCGCUUCUGGCUCGACAACUCUUACUUCUUCAUCAUCAUCAUCAUCUGAAAAGGCAACAACCUCUAACAGCCACACUAAAAACCACAACAACAACAAACCAACGAAUUUGAAUUGGGAUUUAGUCAAGUCAUCAACCCAUGGUGAAAUAACUUCACAAGAGGAAUCUCAUCAUGAAAUGGAAGGAACCAAUGCGACCACAACAGAGAAACGAAAAUCAGCAUGGUUCUCCAAUAAUGGUCUCAAUUCACCCUCAGCGACACCCACUCAUUCAGAGAGUGCUUUCCAAUUCUAUGAUUUUCAAUCGGGAGAUGAAGAUGAUCUAGCUGCUGCAGCCAAUUCUUCAUGUCUCAUUCAAAUGGAGGGUGAUAAGGAAUUUGCAAAAACGAAACAACAAUUCAAAUUAUUGUACAUUAUGGCCAUUGAUGUUCAAAUGUUUGGCGAGAGAGUUCGUAAACUUGAGGAGCUUAUCGAAAAGUGGAAGCUUCCCGAGAAUGAUACUGAGAAACUUCGUCUCAAAAUUCAAACCACUAUUCAACGAGCUGAGAAGAAACGAGAAUUGUUGGAUCAAUUCCUUCCCAAGUUAUCAAAGAAAUUGCCCAAAGUAACCAAUUGUAAAUUAACCUUAAUGAAACUCUCGAAAAUUAAGCAACAAUACUCAGAGAUUGAUCAACACUAUGUACAAUUGGUGAAACUACGACAGAGUUUGGAGAGAAAGCACCGAAAGAAGAGAAUGGAACAAAUGAUGGAAUUUGAUGAAUUGAUUGAUCAAGUCAUGUUUCAACCUGCUUCGGAUCAAAUUGUGAGCAGUAUUGCUGCAAUUUCGUCUGGAAUCAAGUUGCAUAAUGAAGAUUCUACGUCGGCUCGUGUUGGCUCUUAUCAGAAACCACACAAAGAGAAUGCAACGAACACACAACAGAAAAAACGUGUAGCAAACACCGAUAGUUCCCAGCAACAACCACAAACAAUUGUAAAUACUAACUCCAAAUCUACGAAAAAGAAUGUACCUGCUACAACCAAUGAUACGACGACGACGACGCUCAUGGUAGACAGAAAAACACUUCGAAAACAAGAGCAAGCCAAACAAAAGAAACAACUUUUUCAAGCAAUUGAGGCUGGUGCAAUGAGCUCUGGAGCCAAUCAACCUGAUCAUCUCAUUCGCAAAUAUGAACAACAUCAAAAGCAAAUUGAGCAAGCGAAAGAACAAGCGCAACAAAAACAAAUUCAAUUCAUUUUGAGUACAGCCGAUGCAGAGACUAUUGAAAUUGAGAAGAAAAUUGCCAAUGAAACGAAACGUGAGUUGGAAGUCGUCGAGAGAGAUUUUGCAGAGCUUCAUGAAAUGUACGAGCAAAUGAAUGUCAUGUUGAGACAACAAGGAGAGGGCCUCAAUAUUGUGGAGAAGAAUAUUCAACAAGCAAAUGAGUAUGUGAAAGAGGGUACGGAGUAUGUGAAGGCUGCAAGUGCCAUGACAGGCACAGGAAUUCUCACAGGUGGAUUUACAAAAGCAGCUGUUUUGAGAAAGUUGCUUUCAUAG